Messenger RNA from Microdochium trichocladiopsis, 2652 nucleotides. RefSeq lists its product as uncharacterized. The record is from RefSeq and is a predicted model, not a curated record. The coding region runs from base 155 to 2368 and encodes 737 amino acids. Lineage: Eukaryota; Fungi; Ascomycota; Sordariomycetes; Xylariales; Microdochiaceae. The transcript has a single exon.
GAGAGGAGCAGCAGGCGGAGGAGGAGGCGCUGGAAUUGGAGCAGCAGCAGGAGGAGGAGGAGGAGCUUAUGGACACGGACAUGGGCCGCUGCUCCCCUCACACGCAACCGCGACACCACCACCCGCCGCCCUGGGUCUCAAGGCCACGACAGGCAUGGACGCCGCAGCGCGGGCGGCUGCACUCCACGCGGCAGGUGCGCCGCCCGCCGCCGGGGCUGCUCUUUCCAUGUCGCAUGCCCUCGCCGCCGCCUCCGUCUCCCAUGCUCCUUUACCUUCUGCCUUCUCCAUCUCUGUCGCGGCCGCCCUCAACUCUGCCGCCGCCCUCGCUGCGUCCAUGUCGUCGCCAGCCUCGUCUGCCUCUGCUUCGUCCGCCUCCCCAGCAGCCUUCUCCUCGUCGCCUGCAGCGUCCACUGCUAGUGCCGCCCACCUCCGGCCGCACCCCCCGCUUAGCGCCGGCCCUCUCGACAGUGGCCUGGGCGCAGGCAGCACGCAGAGCUCCAACCUCAAGCGCAACCGCAGCAACGACCAACCCCUUGGCAGGUCGACAAAGCCCAAGCCCAACGGCGACGACCACUACCUGUCGCUCAGCCUCAAUCCCAUGGACCCCCCAGUGCUGUCAUUCUACGGCACCGAACCGGUGCCUUUGCCCUCCCGGUUCGGCAAUGUCAAGCGCCGCCUGAUCAAAGGGCGCGAGGAGGCGGUGCAGGCCUCGUGGGCGCGGCUGCUGAAAGCACUCCGCGCCGAGGUUCAGCACAUAGCAGAGCAUGGUUCGGAGCUGAUACCAUCCAUUGACUUCGCAGACAUUGACAAGACCGACAAAGUUGCGCCUUUCAGAGACUCGCUCAAGCGACAUGGGAUCGGCGUCAUCCGCCGCGUUGUGCCGCAAGAGCAAGCAAGCGCCUGGGUCGAGGAGACUAGCAAGUACUUGGAGACGAAACACGACUUCAAGCCUCCCGCUGCGCAGGAUCCGACAUGUUUCGACUUUUUCUGGACACCGGCACAAGUACGCAGCCGUGCGCACCCAAAUGUCCUACAGGCGCAGCGUUUUGCCAUGGGCUUGUGGGACACUAGUGAUGAUGACAAUCUGGCGACGAGGUUUCCCAUCACGUAUGCGGAUCGCCUGCGGAUAGAAUCCAUUGUCGAUGGAAAGCUUGUUGUCAAUGGCAGCGCCAUUUCGAUCACAAAAACUCCCGAGGACAACCUCAUAGCUGCCGCCGCCGCCACAUCAUCGGCACAGAUUGCUCAGGUUGAUAACGGUAGUCUCGAACGCUGGGAGAUGGACGGCUAUGGUCGGGCUGGUCUCUACGAUGCCAUCUUCAAGGGAGAAUGGGAGGAGUACAAUCCCUGGGAUCCUGCCGGGCGGAUCAACGCGACACCGGACCUGUACAAUGGCGCGGGUGCAUGUUCAAUGCUGCGUCUGUUCCAAGGCAUUUUGGCGCUGACGGUGGUGGAGCCUGGCAUGAUCAGGUUGCUACCGUCUCCAAAACUGUCGACUGUCUAUUUUCUGCUGCGGCCGUUCUUCUCACCAACAAAGGGUGCACCAGAAGAGUCGGGUGCAACCGAGGAACAAUGGGACGAAUAUCUGGCCCCUGAGAACUGGAAGCUGGACGAGGAGCAAUCAACCAUUAUUCACGGUGCCGUAGCCGGACACGCACAGCGAGUGACUGGCGCAUGGCAUCCGCACCUGCAACUUGACAAGAGCCUGGUGACCCCGCCGACACUGCAAGUUGGCGACUACAUUGUCUGGCACCCGGACCAGGCUUACCAAUUCUCCAACACGAACUACCGUGAGAACACACUACCAACCCCGCCUGAAGGGGCGGUGGAGGGCACCAAGGGGUCUUCCGAGAACAACAGCACUUCGAUGCUGGUCUACACGCCCGCUGCCCCACUGACGCAAACAAACGCCCUUUUUCUUGCCCGGCAACGCAAGGCGUUCCUGCGCGGUCAUCCCGGGCCGGACUUUGACUCGACUGGCACUGGACUUGGCAGCGAGGCACCGCACACGGGGCGGCUGGGGGAGAAGGACAUCCGGGAGGUGGGUGGCGAGGAGGCGCUCCAGGCCAUGGGGCUCGCACCUUGGAAUCUCGGCAAGAGUAUUGUGAUCCCUACGCGCAACAGAAUACCGAGCCCGCCAUCUAGUAGUGGCAGCGGAAGUGGUGAGGGGACUGGGCGGAGAGCAAGUGAGGGCAAGGACAGCGAGAACGAGGAGACUAAGACCCCGAGCCCACGGUCACUGACGCCAACCACGCACGCCGAGGUCGAGGUGCUCAAGAUGGCCAACACCAUACUGUGGCCGGACCGGUACGAGUUUUAUAUGCCGACGAGGGCGAGCAGUCCAGUUCCCGCAAAAGAAAAGGAGAAGUAGUGGAUGGUCACGGACCGCGCAGUAUAUAUAUCUCGAGCAUAGAAACGCACAUAUAAGGAACAAUACACAAAGAUCCCGAAGAUCAGGCAGAUGAGCAGUGCGGUUGGUCCUCGUCAGUCUCCUCAUGCUACAGGUCAAGCGUGCCAAUUCGCCCUAAACCCGCAGCUUUCCGAGCCUGAAGCGUAGUUGCAAUUGAUCACAAAUAUUUUCGGCGAGAGAUUACCGUGGACCGGAUUGUCCAAUCACGCCCUUCUGCCCGCCCCGGAUCAGGGUCUUCAGGUGAC